Molecule: messenger RNA, 1761 nt
Organism: Phaeoacremonium minimum UCRPA7
Lineage: Eukaryota; Fungi; Ascomycota; Sordariomycetes; Togniniales; Togniniaceae
Product: putative d-3-phosphoglycerate dehydrogenase protein
Exons: 3
Coding region: 1-1761 (586 amino acids)
Biological process (GO): L-serine biosynthetic process
Molecular function (GO): NAD binding; phosphoglycerate dehydrogenase activity
Source: RefSeq, a predicted model, not a curated record
AUGGCACCCGGAGCACUGACAGACGACUCUCCAUCCACGCCGUCUUCGGACCGGCCCCGCAUCCUCGUCCCGGAGAAGGUCUCAGCGGACGGGCUUGCACUCCUCCAAGAUCUAUACGAUGUAGACAGCCGCACGGGGCUCACUCCCGAUGAGCUCAUUGCACUGAUCCCCUCAUAUCAUGGCCUAAUCGUCCGUUCUGAGACAAAAGUAACAGCCCCAGUCCUCGCCGCUGGACGCAAAUUGCGUGUAGUUGCUCGUGCUGGUGUGGGUGUCGACAACAUCGAUGUCGACGCGGCUACGGCUCAGGGUAUAAUCGUUGUCAAUUCCCCUGCUGGCAACAUUGUCGCGGCCGCCGAGCACACGAUAGCUCUACUCUUAGCUACAGCUCGUAACGUAGGACGAGCCGACGCCAGCCUCAAGGGCGGGCGAUGGGAAAGGUCAAAGCUAGUCGGCGUGGAAGUCGGGCGGAAGAUACUCGGCAUCAUCGGCCUAGGGAAGGUGGGUAUGAAAGUUGCACGCAUGGCCAUUGGGCUGGGGAUGAAGGUGGUUGCCCUCGACCCGUACGCCAGCGCGGAUAUUGCGCGUCAGGCCAAUGUCCAGCUCGUAGGCAAACUCAGCGACCUACUACCCGUGGUGGACUUCCUGACCAUACACACCCCGCUGCUGGCGAGCACGCUGAACUUGUUGGGGGAAGAGGAGUUCCAGACCAUGAAGAAGACGGCAAGAGUCCUAAACGUGGCUCGGGGUGGCGUCUACAAUGAAGAUGCUCUAGUGAAAGCACUCGAAGAGGGCUGGAUUGCUGGCGCCGGCAUCGAUGUAUUCACUGCCGAGCCCCCUGCCCCUGAGUCGGCGGCAGCGCGGCUGGCAGCUCAUCCCAAGGUCGUGGCCACGCCCCAUCUUGGUGCUUCUACAGUGGAAGCACAGGAGAAUGUGUCUUUGGAUGUGUGUACGCAAGUCCUUGAGAUUCUUCGCGGCGGCUUGCCGACGGCCGCUGUGAACGCCCCGCUCAUUCUCCCGGAGGAGUAUCGCAAGUUGCAGCCGUUCGUACGCCUAGUCGAGCGCAUGGGUGGGCUUUAUACACAGCAUUUUGUGGGCGGCAAAGGAGGCAUGAUUGGCGGGCGCAAGUUCGAGCUCAUCUAUCACGGUGAGCUGGCGAGCGUCUCGAAUACUCGGCCGCUCUUUGCGGCGUUAGUGAAGGGGCUCAUGUCAUCGAUCAGUGACUCGGGAGGUCGAGACGUGAACAUUGUCAACGCAACGCUCAUUGCCAAGGACAAGGGCAUCACGAUCAACGAGACACACACCCGCGAGUCGAAAGACUCUGUGUAUGCCUCGCUAGUCACGCUACGAUCAUCAGACGGCGGCGCGGGCGGCGAGCAAGUCAUCGAGGGCUAUGUCUCUGGGCAGAACAUCUACAUUGCGAAGCUGGACCGGUUCACGGCCAAUUUCACGCCUGAGGGCACGCUGGUGGUUCUGCACAACUAUGAUGAGCCGGGCAAAAUUGGGAAUGUAGGGAUGAUUUUGGGCCGACAUGGCAUCAACGUGACGUUUAUGCAAGUUGCUAGUCUUGACUUGCAGACGAAACUGGAGCUGGCGAAGAAGGCCAGAGAUGCACCUGUCAUAGAGACUAGCUCAGGUGAGGGCAAUGGCAAUGGGCGCGCAAGAAACGGGGAAAAUGAGGCGUUGAUGAUUCUUGGUGUUGAUGGUGAAGUGACGAAGGAGGUGUUGCAGGACCUAGGAAAAUCUGAGGGCAUAUUGGAUUAA